Messenger RNA from Aphanomyces invadans, 222 nucleotides. RefSeq lists its product as hypothetical. The record is from RefSeq and is a predicted model, not a curated record. Bases 1 to 222 code for a protein of 73 amino acids. NCBI's taxonomy places the organism in Eukaryota, Oomycota, Saprolegniomycetes, Saprolegniales, Verrucalvaceae. The transcript is spliced from 2 exons.
AUGAAUGCGAACAAGGAGACGCGCAUCCAGUUCUUGAGUUCCAUCUUCGAGCAUGUCGUAAGCAGGUUCAAGGACAAGAUCGAUGCCGAGAGCUUUCGUCUGUUUGCCCCGUCCAAACUCGUGGGGCAGGAAGAAUGUCAUGUAUACAUGGACGACAAGAAGUACGACAUUAACGCAGGGACAGUGCAUGCUGUCCUAGCCAUGAAGGCUGCGGCAGGCUAG